This is a messenger RNA of Anoplophora glabripennis (Asian longhorned beetle), 507 nucleotides long. Its product is annotated as myb/SANT-like DNA-binding domain-containing protein 3. The record is from RefSeq and is a predicted model, not a curated record. Gene Ontology annotation, cellular component: nucleus. The transcript has 2 exons. NCBI's taxonomy places the organism in Eukaryota, Metazoa, Arthropoda, Insecta, Coleoptera, Cerambycidae. Bases 1 to 507 code for a protein of 168 amino acids.
AUGAAUAAAGAUAAAAAGAGAUCAGUAAAUUUUAGUGCCAAAGAAGAAGGAAUACUAAUCAGUUUAAUAAAAAAGUACCGCUCUGUUAUUGAAUGCAAGUUAACAGAUUCAAUAAACACAACGGAGAAAAGUAACUGUUGGAAGCGCAUUGAAACAGAAUUUAAUGCAAUAAAUUGUGAAAUAUUUAGGAGUCAAAAGGUAUUGCAUAAAAAAUAUGACAACAUAAAGAAAAGAGCAAAAAAGAAAUUUGCAGAAGAAGAGUGCUACAUGAGAACAACGGGCGGUGGUCCCCCUAUGGAUGUGAAAUGGACAGAAACCGAAAACAGCAUAAAAGAAAUUUUAGGCAGUAGGAUGGAAGGUUUUCCAUCAGAAUUUGAUUAUGAUUGUAGCAACUAUGUAAUAGACACUUCUGGAGCUGAAAAUGGAAAUAUGUCUCAUUCUCGUUUAUCUGGAGUCGAGUCUAAAAUAGAUGAAUCUGAAUGUAGUAAAGACUUCCUCACAAAGUAA